AGAUUUGAAAUAAAUAGUUAUGGAAAGUUUUGAAUUAAUUAUUUCCAAUCAUUUUUAUUGGAUUUUUUGAAGGCCGCAACUAGCAUUAUGAUCAUCUGGAAAAGGAAACUGAAUGUUUGUUUUCAGUUGUUGUUGGCAUUAGCUUUCCCGUCACUUAUCGUCAUCAACUGAAAAUGGCGGAGAAUGAGUUGAACGUCGAUAGUAUUAUUUCAAGGUUAUUGGAAGUUCGUGGAUGUAGGCCUGGGAAAACCGUUCAACUCACGGAAGCAGAGGUUCGUGGAUUAUGUCUGAAAUCCAGAGAAAUAUUUCUGAGUCAGCCCAUACUCUUGGAACUGGAAGCACCUUUAAAAAUAUGUGGUGAUAUCCACGGACAGUACACAGAUCUUCUUCGUUUGUUUGAAUAUGGAGGAUUUCCGCCAGAAGCUAAUUAUCUCUUCCUUGGAGAUUAUGUAGAUAGAGGAAAGCAAUCUCUUGAAACCAUUUGUCUCCUUUUAGCAUACAAAAUUAAAUAUCCGGAAAACUUCUUCCUUCUUCGAGGAAAUCAUGAAUGUGCUAGCAUUAAUCGAAUUUAUGGUUUCUAUGAUGAAUGUAAAAGACGUUAUAAUAUUAAAUUGUGGAAAACAUUCACAGACUGUUUUAACUGUCUACCAAUUGCUGCUAUAAUUGAUGAAAAAAUAUUCUGUUGCCAUGGAGGUCUUUCCCCAGAUUUGCAAUCUAUGGAGCAAAUAAGAAGAAUCAUGAGACCUACUGAUGUUCCUGACACAGGCUUGCUGUGUGAUCUCUUAUGGUCUGAUCCAGACAAAGAUGUUCAAGGUUGGGGUGAGAAUGAUCGUGGUGUGUCUUUCACAUUUGGAGCAGAUGUAGUCAGCAAGUUUCUUAAUCGUCAUGACUUAGAUCUGAUUUGUAGAGCCCAUCAGGUGGUUGAGGAUGGAUAUGAAUUUUUUGCUAAAAGACAGUUGGUAACCUUAUUCUCAGCUCCUAAUUACUGUGGAGAAUUUGACAAUGCCGGCGGAAUGAUGUCAGUUGAUGAAACACUAAUGUGUUCAUUUCAGAUAUUGAAGCCUUCUGAGAAAAAAGCCAAAUAUCAGUAUGGAGGUCUAAAUUCAGGUCGACCAGUAACACCUCCUCGCGGACCUGUGAAAAAGAAAUAGCUGCUUCCUAUGUACAGUGAACUACCCCCCAUAUACAUUACUUCAGAUAUUUCUAUAAUUUGUGACAUCUCCUUCAAGCUCUUUACCAUGCUUUAAUGCAACUAACUGCAACAGUGCACCAAUUCCUUCUUGCAAUUAUGACAAUGCAAAGUGUACCUGUUUUAAGAAGUAUUUUGAGGGUCUAAUUAACUUUUUUGUUAGAAGAGUGUAACACUUUUUUUCUUUCCUGUUUCUAAUUGGGUGAUACAUUAGGGGGAACCUGAUUUUAGUUAUCUUACAGUAUUUCUCAAUUUUAUUGCAUGGCAAAUAUCAUCAGUUUUGUGUACUGCAAACAGAUUUUCUGUUAUUUUUGAAAAGAUUUCAGCAUUUUAUGCAUUUGGCAUUCUAAUUUAGCAGAUGAUUAUUUUACUUGAUCACGCCAAUUUAUCUAGAUUUUUCUCUUUUUAAAGAUGUUACGAAAAAUGGAGUAUUAUAUAUUCAUGAGCUUGAGUAUAAUCACGAUUUUGAAUCGGACUUUUAAAUGUGCAUUUUUUUAACUGAAAUGCUUUUUUUUUCUUCCUCCCUUUCUCUCUUUUUGGUUUAUUUAAAGUAACCAGAUUCAUUUGUUUUAUGUUUUCGUAGAAAUUUAGGAGCAGUGUGAUUUUUUUUCCCAGGUUGUUUAUAUCAUUCUGUAAAUUUUAUUCAUUUGCAUUUUAAAAAAUAUCAUUUGUGAGCAUAUUAAUCUACUGUAUAUUUUUUAUUUCAUUUUUCUUUCCUUAUUAACUAUAAUUUGCUUAGUUCUUCCCAUCUAAAAAAAAAUGCUGAAAGAAAUGAAGUACUUUGGAAGCUGGUAAUUCCCAAAGCUUUUGGAACUAGAAAGGGGGGGAAAUCUGUACCUCUGCACUGAGGAUUCCGGCCAUGUACAUUACGUAAAAGCUUAUUGUUCUGUUUUAUCAGUUUCCCGUUAGUACUGGAGGAUGUCAUUCACAGUUCUUAAUAGGCAUGUGUUACUUUAUGAUGGGUUUUUCUCAUUCUGUGUAUCCUUCGCUGUACUUUGCGGACUUGAAAAAAAGUAAAAAGAAUCAUUUUCAUUUAUUUGAGAAACAUAGAUUUUUUCCUUGAUGUUUAUCAAUGUAGAAACAGAAAAUAAAUAAAAUUUGUGAAAAGA
Messenger RNA from Argiope bruennichi, 2298 nucleotides. RefSeq names its product serine/threonine-protein phosphatase PP1-beta catalytic subunit. Gene Ontology annotation, cellular component: cytoplasm; nucleus. Gene Ontology annotation, molecular function: protein serine/threonine phosphatase activity. Bases 174 to 1151 code for a protein of 325 amino acids. The record is from RefSeq and is a predicted model, not a curated record. The transcript has 8 exons. Lineage: Eukaryota; Metazoa; Arthropoda; Arachnida; Araneae; Araneidae.